AUGGCGCUUCCUACCAUCGACUUAAAGAUUCCCGAGUAUGAGGAGUGUCAGCACAAAAUCACAGACUUUUUAUCGCAUUUUAAGCAAGAAGUAGCGCCUUCGGCAACGAGCGCUGGUGCGGCUCUUCAAAAGCCAGAGGGGUUUGAUGAAGAUGAUUUAUUAAUGGAAGAUAUUGAAUCCGCUGGCAAUGGACCACUGCUAAGAGCCAAAUACAUGGAUAUUUUACAGGACGUUGCCAAUAGAAAGCGAAAUGUCAUCACAAUUGAUUUGAACGAUCUUUACGAAUUUGAUCCUAGUGAUAUCAAGCUCCUUUCAAAUAUUGAAGGGAAUACGAAGCGUUUUGUUGAGCUCUUCUCUCAGUGUGUAGAUGCCUUGAUGCCACCUCCUACUGUCGAUAUAAAUUAUAAAAAUGAGGUAUUGGAUGUAAUUAUGCAGCAGCGUCUUCAACGCAAUGAAAACCUCGAUCCUGAACAAAAAGGAUUUCCCCCAGAGCUCACGCGUGGUUAUGACCUUUAUUUUUAUCCCAUGACUCGCAACAAAAAACCUUUUAGUGUACGUGAUCUUCGCGGUGAAUAUUUAGGCUCUCUUGUUACUUUACGCGGAAUCAUUACACGUACAAGUGAUGUGAAGCCAAGCUUAAUUGUGAAUGCUUAUACUUGUGAUCGCUGUGGUUAUGAAGUCUUUCAGCAAAUUCGCCAAAAAACAUUUUUACCUAUUACAGAAUGCCCAUCCGAUGAAUGCAAAAAGAAUGAUGCAAAGGGUCAGCUUUUUAUGAGUACUCGUGCAAGCAAAUUUCUUGCUUUCCAAGAGGUUAAGAUUCAAGAACUUACCAACCAAGUCCCAAUUGGCCAUAUCCCUCGUACAAUUACUGUUCACUUGUAUGGUGCAAUUACUCGCACGGUGAAUCCGGGUGAUAUUGUUGACGUUUCUGGUAUUUACCUACCGACUCCGUACACUGGUUUCCGUGCUUUGCGUGCUGGUCUACUCACUGAUACUUACAUCGAGUGCCAUGCCAUUUCACACUUAAUUAAAAGUUACACUAAUACUGAAGGAACUGCAGAAACCGAGGCUACAAUCGCCGAAUUACACAAAGGUGGAAACGUAUACGAAAAGUUAGCAAAGUCGAUUGCUCCAGAAAUUUAUGGUCACGAAGAUAUUAAAAAGGCUUUACUUUUGCUUUUAGUGGGUGGUGUAACCAAAGUACUUGGUGACGGUAUGCGUAUCCGUGGCGAUAUCAAUGUCUGUCUUACUGGUGAUCCUGGUGUCGCCAAGUCUCAACUUUUAAAAUAUAUCUCCAAAGUUGCACCUCGUGGUGUGUAUACAACAGGUCGUGGUUCAUCGGGUGUUGGUUUGACUGCUGCUGUUAUGCGGGACCCUGUCACGGAUGAAAUGGUUUUGGAAGGCGGUGCUUUGGUAUUAGCUGACAAUGGGAUCUGCUGCAUUGAUGAAUUUGAUAAAAUGGACGAAAGCGAUCGUACCGCUAUCCAUGAAGUAAUGGAACAGCAAACCAUUUCUAUUUCAAAGGCAGGAAUAACUACCACCCUGAACGCUCGCACGAGUAUUCUAGCUGCUGCAAAUCCGUUAUAUGGCCGUUAUAAUCCAAACGUUGCUCCUAUUCAUAAUAUUAAUCUCCCAGCUGCUUUGCUUUCGCGUUUCGACGUUUUAUUCCUUAUCCUUGAUACCCCUUCUCGCGAAACCGAUGAGCAUUUGGCUCAGCACGUUACCUACGUUCAUAUGUAUAAUGAACAACCCAAGAUGGAUUUUGAACCGCUAGAUCCCUCUAUGAUUCGCCAUUACAUUUCAGCUGCUCGACAAUAUCGUCCUAUUGUUCCUAAACAUGUAUGCGAGUACGUGACUGGUGCAUAUGUUCAACUUCGUCAGAACCAAAAGCGUGAUGAAGCAAGUUCAAGACAGUUUUCCCAUACAACCCCGCGUACACUUCUAGGUAUUCUUCGUAUGGGACAGGCGCUUGCUAGACUUAGAUUUUGCAACACAGUGGAAAUCAGCGAUGUUGAUGAAGCAUUGAGGUUGAUGGCUGUUUCUAAAUCUUCAUUAUAUGAAGAUUUAGACCCUGGUUAUCAUGAUACAACGAUUACCUCUAAAAUUUACAAAAUUAUUAGAGAUAUGCUCAAUAAUGCUUCUAUUGAAGAAGAAAGCGGGUCUUCAUUGUCUCUUCGUACCAUUCGAGAACGCGUUCUUGCGAAGGGGUUCACCGAAAAUCAUCUUCUAAACACAAUUCAGGAAUACACGGAAUUAGGCGUUCUACUUACUACGGACAAUGGUCAAAAUGUUAUGUUUUUAGACCCUGAUAUGUAA
Molecule: messenger RNA, 2316 nt
Organism: Schizosaccharomyces osmophilus
Lineage: Eukaryota; Fungi; Ascomycota; Schizosaccharomycetes; Schizosaccharomycetales; Schizosaccharomycetaceae
Gene: mcm7
Product: MCM complex subunit Mcm7
Exons: 1
Coding region: 1-2316 (771 amino acids)
Biological process (GO): DNA replication initiation; double-strand break repair via break-induced replication; DNA replication
Cellular component (GO): MCM complex; nucleus
Molecular function (GO): ATP binding; ATP hydrolysis activity; single-stranded DNA helicase activity
Source: RefSeq, a predicted model, not a curated record